AAACUACUCUGUCACCUAUACAGGUGGACAUAUGACCUCUCAGUAAAGAUGGGUCCUCAAGAGGACUACAUCGAGACGGUGUUUACAUGUGAAGGGGACAUCAAUGAUCCGAACCUUCAGUCUCGACUUGAAGAUUUCCGCAAAGGUCUUCGAGACCUGCUCUCAACAGAUAAGAGAAAGCUUAUCCUAAAGAAAGUAGAGCCAUGGAACAGUGUACGUGUGACGUUUAAUAUCCCUCGUGAAGCUGCUCAGAGGCUUAAACAGUUGGCACAGCAGGGAGAUUCAACACUACGACAAUUGGGAGUUUUAGCUGUGCAAAUUGAAGGCGAUCAGAUUAUCUCACUCACAAUAGCUGGUAGAAAUAAUGAAAGGACUAGGUUGGUUUUCCGAGCAGAAAGUGAUACAGUUGAUGCACCAUCAGUGUCUGUGUUAGACUCUAGUGGUGGUAGAUCAAAUGACUUCGAAACACCUGGACCAAGUAAUGCAGAAAGCACUACACAGAAAAACAUUGCUGACUAUCUUCGGCAAGGGGCACCCCUCUUUGACACAUUAUUUGGGCAGCAGUCAUCAGCACCUGAUGGGUUUCAGUCAUCUGGUCCUAGAGAUGUCCUGCCGUUUUCCUCAAUGGGAAUGCCAUCAUCAUCCACGGGCAGGAGUCCUCAAGCCCAACAGUCUUUUGGAUUUCCUCCAGGGAAAAACCCUACGAAUGUGCCACCUCAUCAGAGUGGGUUCUUUCCAUUUGAUCAGCAGGCCAAGGGCACUCUGGGUCAACCAGGAAUGAAACUGCCCUCACCACCAGGCUUAUCUCCUCACAGCAUUCCACAACAGCAAGGACACGAGCUUUCUCUACCUCCUCCUCCUCCUUAUCCCCAUGGAAGUGCUCUGGUCAACAAUUAUGUGAAGGGUGGCAGGUAUCCUGCAACGUCCACUGGAAGUCCAUUGCUAGUCAAUUUGCUUCAGACAGAACCGUCCUUAGCAGGCAUCAAUAACUUUAUGCACAGUAAAAUGCUGCCACCUCCAGAAACAGGGUCUCCUCCUAAAAAGAAGAGGCGGCAGCGCAAGCCCAAAGAAAAACCUAAUGCAACUGUAAGUGAGACACAGUCCCAGUCUCCCAGCACUCCAACAGCAGUGCCAUCAUCAGAGGGAGAAGUCUCUAUACAGAGUGUACCAAACCCUGCUCUGGCUACCUGUGGCUUGCCUCUGGUCACGUCAGGCAGCAGCUCAAAUAUGCCAAGCAUUCCAAUGGUUACACAGGCCUUACCAGCUUCUACACAACCAGCUGUAACCUUUUCUGGGAGACCACCUAUCCAUCCGCCUCACAGCCCAUCACACCAAAACACUGACACAAAUCUACACCUGGUUAACUCAACUGCUGCUUCUAACUUAAUUCCAUUGUCUCAGGAACCCAUACCAAGGAAGUCAGAUUCAGGGGAUGUAACUCAAUUUUUACCAGAAAACACAGCUGGAAAAAUCAUAAACCCAUAUACUGGACUUUUAGAACCUAUGGAAAAUUCAUCUGAUACAAGUCCCAUUAAAAGUGACAGUUCCUUGGAUGGAUUUUCCCCUCACAAAAAUCCUGUAAAACGUUCCCCAAAGGACAAAAAGCAGCCACCAAGUGGUAUUUCUCCAAAUAAACAUGUAGCUAUUAAUAAUGUCAUGCAUCAAGGAAGGAUGCCCCCAUCAAGUGAUAGGAUCUCAUCUGUGCCAAGUUCUUCUGCAGGACAUCCAAGUGUUAAUUACUCUAGGCAGCAACACCAGCAGAAUGAGACAUUAGCAGUGUACAGUAGCAGUGCUGGUAGUAAUAACUUAAUGUUGCCUUCGUCAUCAUCAUUCUCUUCAAUACCAUCUACUUCAUCAUCUCCACAGCCACUGACAUUCCCUGCAAGCAGGGGUAAUAGUGGUUAUGUGCAUUCUAGUCCUUCUCGGAAAGAAUCUGUAACCAGUGUACACAACAGCAAUUUGACACAGAACAGGGCUGUCAACAGGUCACCAGGAGGACCAGAGUAUAUGCCAGUUUCUAGUGCAUCUCAAGGUAUUGUCACCAAGUCACCAACAUCAUCCUCCCCCAGAACUUUGCCUGGCUAUGUGCCUGGUAUGUCAACUGUUUCAACUGAAAUGCAACCAUUGCAUCAAAGUGUGUACAAGAGUUUGACAUCUGGGUUCCCUGAGGACAAUCAUUUGACAACUGUUUGUUGUGGGGCUCACACAACAGCUAGUGCUUCUCCUAUCAUGAGCCACAGACAACAGCAUGUUGCAACAAAUGUUGUUGCAACCUCUACUCAGCAGAAAACAUCAUCAGAGAACACUAGUCCUUCAAAUUCUGAACAAUUGCUCAAUCCUCAUGUGAUGAACCAUCCAGCCAAACACACUGGUGUUGUAGGUACCAGCACAAACUGUUUGAUAGACAGCCCUGGUGGAGACUCGGAGAAUUCUAGCCAGAGUAGUCUUCUGCAUGAACAUUCUACUCCGAAUGAUAUAGCAGCCUCAGGCUGUACUCUGGAACAGGAGACAAAGGUGUACAAUCAUGACUCAGGAAUUGGCAGCUCAUCAGAAAGGUCAGAUGGCACACCAUCAGAACCUGGAGAUGAUUUCAAAGCAGCACAUGCUAACAGUGAAGAUUGUGGUGCAUCGGUCAAACAUUUUUUAGAUGGAAUAACUAAGACCUCAUGUGUACCAAAAUCAGAUGCUCAAGUGAUUACUGUUGGAUAUGCAAUGUCCAAUAGUCAUGUCAACAAAAACACAUUGAAGCAUAAUUCUGAUAUCUCUUCAAUUUUAUCAAUGCCAAUGGAAAAGGCUUUAAAUCAUCAAACAUUUAAUCAUGUGAAUUGCCGGAAAGACAAGACCAAGGUUAUGAACCAUGUUGGCCCUAGUCACCAAAAUACUGUACUACAUUGGUCGACUAGAGAGAAAAUAUUCUCUAACCAGGUAGAAUCCAACAAACGCAAAAGUCCAAAGCAGUUUCUGAGAGAAGAAUGUGUAGCACCAGUGAUGACGAACAAACAAAAGCUGCCUCCUUAUUCUGCAGACCAUUUAAAGCAUAUGCAGAAAAUGGAUCCUCUAAUAUCACCACAUGGCAAUUGCAAUUCUACAUUUGGUGGGACUGAUGUACACACUACAUUUUCACAUGGAGUAAGCAACAUGGGUAAAAGUGAUGAGCCAAGACGGGCACCAUUCUCAACACAACAGGAUGUGGCUAGAUCUACAGUUCCCUCUCUCAAGGUCAACAGUCACCCAGCCAGUAGAUGCUCCAGUCCUCGCUCAUCUAUGAUGUCUGAGGAUUCUUACCGAAUGUGCAAUAAUGACUACAAUAAUGUACAACCAGGGACAAACAACAUUGUGUCCCGGCCCACAUCUGGACCAUCAGGGGCAAGUGUGGUAUCUUUCAGUUCCUCAGAGGCUUCUCAGCCAAAUAUUUCACAAUAUUAUCAACAGAAAUCAUUUCCAAGGAAUCCUCAAGUAGACAAGAGGACAAAAUCUCCCCUCGCAAACAACCCAGUUUCUAUGGCAUCAAGCCAAGCAGACAAUGUGAUUCCAAGUUCAGGAAUGACAGGUUUUGGAAAGUCUGCUGAUGGAGUUCAUUCUCUGAAUUACAGUACAUGUGUUUCAGAGGUAAUGAGUAAUGGGCCAGUAACAUCCAAAUUGGACACAAGUAGGUGUGUUGUUAGCAGUAGUGGAAGUUAUGAUCCACAGAAAUUUUCAACAAGUGCAGCGUCUUCAAACAAGCGACGGUCCCCAGCAAACUCAAUGAUCAACUCUCUCCCCCAGCAUUUCUUUGACCCUGCCCUACCUCUAGCAAAACGGCUGACAGAAUCUGUACAGAAGCUGGUGAAGCCUCUACCCUCAAUAGAUCAGUCCUCACUACCUCAUUCACAACACAAGUCUCCUGUUAAUACAACAUCUACAAAAUCUCAAGCCUCUAGUUCUCCUCCUAGAUUAACUCGGACUGCACCAGAUGGUAGGCUGUCUGUGUCUGAGGCAGCAAUGGCUGGAAAAUUUGUCAAGUCUAAUUCACCUCUGGACACAGACUCAGCAGCUCCCCCACAUCUGUCUGCUGAAAUCCCCAAUUUAAUGACCUGCAGAACACAAGAAGAUGAACUAGUAAAUAAUCAAGAUUGUUUACCAAGCUCUAGUCACCAUUUCAUUCAGACUGACUUUCAAACUCUGCCCUCACAGGAAUCUAAUGUUUCUUUCACAGGCAGCUCAACUCACCAUACUUUCGCUAACUGUGAUUCAAACUUAUUAUUGCAUUCUGACUCAAACAUGGAAUCUCUGUGUAUGAAUCCAAUGCAAGAGAGAGUGCAUAGCAUCAGUGAUGGUAUGAAUGGUGGGACCAAGGGGGAGCCUAAUACCCGUGCAGAAAAUUGGACUGCUACUUUAGAAUCACAACCAAAUUUGAUGGCAAACAAUACUAGUGGAACGUUGUCUACACUCUUUACGAAUAGUGCUAAUGUGGAAGAACCUGUUUUACAAAUGUCUACUCCAUCUCGAAAGCAAAAAGGGACAUCUCAUAUUGGUGUGACUAGACCGGAUUGUGUAUUAAUGCAAACAACUUAUACAGCUUGUUCUACAAACACAGACAUUAAUACUUCUACUGUAGCUGUAGAAGCCAAGCACAUCCUUGAACAAGAUGAACAGACAGGUCAUUUACCACCAAAAGUUACUCUUAAUUGUAAUGGGAAUGAGUGCAAUACUUCUAGUACAGAGAAUUCCAAAAACUGUUCUCCAAAUUUACUCGUUAACUGUAGUGCCAACAACAAUAAUUUGUGUACGAAUACUUCUCAAUGUCCUGAGAUUACAUCUAGUCGUGCUGAAACUGUAGGUAGUGUGGCUGUCAGUGGUAUUACACCAACUAGUGCUUCAUAUCAGCAGCAGCACUGCGGAGACAAUACUGCUUCACAUAUGAACACAAAGCCAAAUUAUGAGAAUAUAUAUGAUAAACGACCAGAUAGUUUGUCACAAGAACAAUACACAGGUAAUUUCAGUAUACAGAACUUAAACCAAAAUGAAGACGAAACCCACUCAAAGGAGAAAACUAACAAUGUUCCACAGCUGCUACCAGUGUACAGUGACAGUAAUCUUGGUAACUGCACGGAUGGUAUCACAGAUUCCUCGGCACAUGCUGUUGCCUCCAAAUCACAAAAACCAGCCAGUGUGCCUGAUAGUUCCAGGCCUUCAACACCAGACGAUUUCUCCACAACUACAAUGGCAUUGAGACGAAGCAGAAAGUCUUCAGAAUCAAAUGAAAAUAAACCCAUUGAAAGCAAACCAAAUGAAAAUAUGUCUUCAGCCCAACACAAUCUUCGUCUGACUAGACAACGUAACAAUCCAUCAGAAGCAGCUGAAAAGGAAUCUGGUACAAGACAGCGUUCAAACACCGCCGACUCACAGGACAAGAGUACUGACAGUGAAUUGGGUAAGAACCUACGAACAUCUUCUCGGAGAAGGAAACCAAUGCAGAAUGAGGAGAUUGGUGUUUCAGAUCCUAACAAGAAAAUAACAAGUUUAGAUGAUUCUGAGGUAGCAAAACAUACUCGUUCUUCUGAUACCAAAGAUAAUGUCAAUACCACUCUGAAGAAUGAUACUGUAAAGGUGUCAACCAAUGAAACAAUUGAUGGUUUGACUUCCACGCUAGAUUCUGUCAAAACUGGACUCAGGAACAGAACUCAGAACAAGGCACCUUCUGGGGAUGAAAAGCAAAAGGCAAUCAACAAAGACCCAAAGAAAAAGCCAUUAGUUUCAGAAGAUGAAUUAGCACAGAACAAGAAAGCUCAACUGAGUCGGCGAAGUAGACACUCUCCAACGCUUGCUAUCCAAAACCAAAUCCGUGACAGGUCUCCAGUGCGCAGUCGAACCCGAACCUUAGUAUCCCCCAACACUGACCCACAGGAGGACUCUAAACGCUCUACUCGGUCCUCCAAACCCAGAGAUGCAACCGAAACUCUACCUCCUCCUAACAAGCGUCGACGUUCCUCCCGAGACCACAGAUAAACCCUACUAUUACUGUCUCAUACUAACAUCCAACUUGGUACUCUGUUGAUGGUUGAUUUAGUUAUUAUUGACAAUUGUAAAUACUCUUGACUCUUUCAAAGUAUAAGUUGUAUCUAGGAUCAUUGAUUUGUCGUGUACAUAGUCUGAAGUGUUGAAAUCAAGAUCCUGACUUGUUUGUAGCGAGUGUGAGGAUGUAUACUUGUAGUAAGGGGUGUUGUCACUCCAAAUGGCAUUUGUUUGUACAGAACCCGCACCAUUAUUAUGUGCAUUAGUUUGAUAAUUUAUUUCUUUUUAGUGAAAAAUAGUGCUCUAAUUAUGAAUAACUGUCAAUUAUGUUGUAUAUGAACUUAUUUCACUCAUAUAAUACAUACACAUAGUAUAUAUAUUAUAGAUAUAUAUUAUAUAUAAAACUGGGUACAUUUGAUGAAGUAAAAAGUGAUAUUUGUUUUGAUUUUUUUUUCUCAUUGAUUUUCACCCCUAACCUGGUGCCCAGAUAAUACUAAAAAAGGAUACUGCAGAUGAUAGUUAAUAGGCAAAUAGAUCUAUAAACAUAUGUAUAGAUAUAUCAAUCAAAAACAGUUACCCUCAUCUCUGAUGUAUGUGAUACUUUUUGUCUUGUUGUUAAAUGAUAUAAGGCAGUCUGAUUGUGUAGAACUGCCUGUUAUAUGAGAAAGUUGCAUAAUUUUCACUUUGUUAUGGAAGCUUUAGACUACUAAUCUGCCCACAGUAAUGGACACAAGGUGUUUUGUUGUCAGGGCUGUUUUAUGUUUUGUUAUUAUGUAUAUAACAUUAAUCAUGUCUCUAGUCCUGGGGCUCCAUGUAUGGUACAGUCCACCACAGGUAUUGGUGAAUAUGUACCUAAACAAAGCUCAUAACUCUUUAAACAACCACACACCAUUUUAUCAUCCAGUAAUGAAUUAACUUUUCAUAAUUUUGAGUUUAUUGAAAUUAUCACUGUCAUCUUUUGUAAAUAAAGCAUGCACCAUCAAGGCUGGUGAUACACUACUGUCGGUGUUGAGUUUGCUGAUGUUAUGUACAUAUAUAAGGAGCUUGAAUAAUGUAGGGGUUGGUUUGAACUGAGUGACCAUUUAUUGUCCUUAGAAGCCUUCGUGGCGAAUUCUCUUUCAUGUUGGGUCCUUGUUCAUUGGCAAAUUAUUUUCUUCAUUCUUUCAGGGAUAUAGGUUAUCACACUUGCUUCAGUCAAAUUCUUUCCCCGUGUUUGUUCAAAACAGAUAACAUUACUAGGUAUCUUACCUGCAGUUGGUUUUUGUACCCGUACAGUUAUUAGCUCUCUGUGUCUUUUUGGUGUCCAUUCAGCAUAUUUUUAUUUUUAUAUCCAGUAUUCGUGAAUAAACAUAGCUCACAUUUGCAGUA
Molecule: messenger RNA, 7362 nt
Organism: Ylistrum balloti
Lineage: Eukaryota; Metazoa; Mollusca; Bivalvia; Pectinida; Pectinidae
Product: mucin-2-like
Exons: 6
Coding region: 49-5988 (1979 amino acids)
Biological process (GO): positive regulation of transcription by RNA polymerase II
Cellular component (GO): histone methyltransferase complex; nucleus; transcription regulator complex
Source: RefSeq, a predicted model, not a curated record